AUGGAUACGCUCCUCACUGCCGAGUCGGCGGUCAACUCGCCCCGCUACCGGCGGAAAUCCAGCACCUUCGUGGACGCCAUUCAUGAUCUCCCUGAGAAAGGCGAACUGGCCCCGGCUCAGCUUUACAGCACAGAAUCAGGACGGCUCUUCCAUGCCGGUCGUAUUGCUAUUGCUACGGUAGGCUUACCCGCUCGAGGCAAGACGCACAUCUCGGUGGCUCUCGCCCGAUAUCUGCGCUGGCUUGGCGUCAAGACCAGAAUCUUCCAUCUUGGAGACUACCGCAGAGCCAUCGUAGGCCAAGGCAGUGAUGUCCCCGACGACUAUUUCUUUGUCAACGCAUCGGCCUCGUCUGUGCUGCUGAGGCAGAAGAUCCUGAAGAAGUGUAGGGAGGACAUAUACCAUUUCCUUAACCAUGAGAAUGGGCAAAUUGCAAUCUACGAUGCAGUCAACCCGCUCUCUGCAGGUCGAAAAUCGCUGGCCAAAGAGUUUGCGAAGCACGACAUCAAAUGUCUCUUCAUCGAGUCCAGCUGUGAUGACCAGCGCAUCAUUGAAGAGAAUGUCCGCAGCGUCAAGAUAUCUUCGCCUGACUAUAUAGGCUGGUCCGAGGCCGAGGCAGUCAAGCACUAUCUGAAUCGAGUCUCUGCAAAGAUCCCGCAUUUCGAGACCAUGGAAGAAUCAGACCUAGACUGGAUCAAGAUGAUCAAUGCGGGAGAAAGACUGGUGGUCAACAAUACGAGCUUCGGGUACCUCUCUCAUCGAAUUGUGUUCUACCUACUUAAUCUACACAUCAAGUCUCGACAUACCUAUUUUGCCCGCGCUGGCACGACGUUGGAGGAAGAGUCAUUUAAGGCUGAUGCCCACUUAUCCGCCCAAGGCAAGGACUAUGCAAAGAAGAUGAGCGAGACGCUGUUGAAGCACCGAGAGGAGGAAAGAAGAGCGUUGAUCGAGAAGGGAGGAAUCAACGCGCCGCUGAAACCACUUAUCAUCUGGACGUCGACCCGGCGCAGGACGGUAGAAACUGCUGCAUAUCUGCAAGAACGUGGAUUUAAGGUCAGGCAGAGAUCCCAGAUGAGCCAGCUGAACCCGGGAGUCUGUGAGAAGAAGUCGGAAAAAAGAAUCCGCCGGGAAUAUCCUGAAGAAGUGCUUAAGCAUGAUCUCGAUCCGUAUCACCACCGGUUCCCGCGAGCAGAGUCGUAUCACGACGUGGCGGUUCGACUCGAACCUGUCAUUCUCGAACUUGAAAGAGAACAGAAUGAUCUACUGAUCAUUGCCCAUGAGAGCGUUUUACGCGUCCUGUACGGAUACCUGAUGGCGUGCAACGCCGCGGAUAUUCCCUUCUUGUCCUUCCCGCGGGAUGAGAUCAUCGAAAUCAUUCCGGCGAGUUACAACAACGAAGCGAAACGGAUCAAGAUUCCCAACCUCCCCGCGGAAAUCAUCCCUGCUUCGCCAGAAGGCAUCAAAGCGCCUGCCCCGCCAAGUGGCUUCGCAACUCCUGUUCCUGGCUUGGGUAGUGGCCUGGCCAGCCCUAGAACCGGAACUAGCACCCCAGAGCCGGCAUCCGGACACAAGACGCCUGAGGAUUCGGAGAACUUGUCGUUGAGAAUGCAUGACGUGGUGUGA
Cladophialophora yegresii CBS 114405 is the source of this 1620-nucleotide messenger RNA. Its product is annotated as elongator complex protein 2. Lineage: Eukaryota; Fungi; Ascomycota; Eurotiomycetes; Chaetothyriales; Herpotrichiellaceae. Gene Ontology annotation, cellular component: cytosol. Gene Ontology annotation, molecular function: fructose-2,6-bisphosphate 2-phosphatase activity; 6-phosphofructo-2-kinase activity; ATP binding. Bases 1 to 1620 code for a protein of 539 amino acids. The record is from RefSeq and is a predicted model, not a curated record. Gene Ontology annotation, biological process: fructose metabolic process; fructose 2,6-bisphosphate metabolic process. The transcript is spliced from 3 exons.